Molecule: messenger RNA, 11096 nt
Organism: Sus scrofa (pig)
Lineage: Eukaryota; Metazoa; Chordata; Mammalia; Artiodactyla; Suidae
Source: RefSeq, a predicted model, not a curated record
UGGCUGCCGUAAAGCCGCUCGCUCAGCGCGACGCAAGUGCCCGCUGCGCGCCUCUCUGGGCUAAGCCAGCGCCACGGCACCCCCCGGACGCGGGACAGGGUUCCGGGCUGCGCUCCUCUCCCGCCAGGGCAUCCUCCCCUCCGGGGGCCCCAGUCCCCAAGGUGGACCCGGCGGUGGCAUCCUCAGACCGGGCCGCGGGGGGAGGGGCGGCCUGGAGACAGUGGCGGGGUCAGCACCGGCCACGGAAAGCGGGGCCAUGGAGCCCAGAGAGUCGGGGAAGGCUCCUGUGACGUUUGAUGACAUCACAGUGUAUUUGCUUCAGGAGGAGUGGAUGCUGCUGAGUCAGCAGCAGAAGGAGAUCUGUGGUUCUGACAAGCUGGUGGCACCACUGGGAUUGUUAUAGAGGUUUAAUGAGAUAAAACAACGUACAACUUGGGGCCCGUGUAGGUAUUUUUCAUCCUUUUAGUUUUCUGAGUGUCCUCUCUCUGCCUCUAUGGGUAAACUUCCUGUGCCACGGACAGAGAACCAACUCUUGCCAGUUCCGAGCUGUUCUAUAAAUUUGAGCAAGGACCAGAGCCCUGGCUGGCCAAUGUCCAGGACCAGAGGAACCUCCUGAACUGCCACCCUGGAAAAAACAAGAUGGGCUUCGUGGAGGAGACGGACUUGCAAAAGCCAGCCCGAGAAACUGGACCGUACCUGCCACCCGAGAAGAAGGCUUGUCUUUCCCACUUCAGCUCUGAGAGUGGCAGCAUCGAGGUAGACUGUACAGGAAAAAGCAGAAAACCCUUGAAACCCCGCUCCAUCCAGAAGUCGUGGUUUGUGCAGUUCCCAUGGUUGGUCAUGAACAAGGAGCAGACGGCUCUCUUUUGCUCUGCCUGCCGAGAAUACCCAGCUGUCAGGGACAGACGGUCAAGACUGAUAGAAGGUUAUACAGGCCCAUUCAAGGUGGAGACUCUCAAAUACCACGCCAAGAGCAAGGCCCACGUGUUCUGUGUCAAGGCCCUGGCAGCCCGGGACCCCGUCUGGGCAGCCCGUUUCCCGAGCAUCCGGGAUGUGUCUGGAGAUGAACUGGCCGACCCAGGGCACCUUUUCACGGCAGAUUAUCCCACAUUUUACCCCCCAGGGCUGCUCGGGGCCCGUGAUGACCUGAGCCAGCUCCUGCCCAGCUCCAGAACUGCACUCAAGGACCCUGGAGGGAAUGGAGCAAUUCCUGCCUUGUACCUAGACUGCAUUUCCGAUUUCAGGCAAAAAGAAAUUGCUCAUGACACCCGCAGCUCCUCAGUCAUUGACAUUUUAUGUAAUGACUCUGCUGAACCCUGUGACCAGGAUCCUUCUGAAGAGGGGCCGUUCGAGGAGGUUCCCGUGGUGUUUGAGGACGUGGCGGUGUAUUUCACCCGGGAUGAGUGGGGCACGCUCGACAAGCGGCAGAAGGAGCUGUACAGAGACGUGAUGCAGAUGAAUUAUGAGCUGCUGGCAUCCCUGGGGCCUGCCGCUGCCAAACCAGACUUGAUCUCCAAACUGGAGCAGAGAGCUGCACCGUGGAUCAAGGACCCACACGGGCCAACGUGGGGGAAAGGCCGUCCUCCAGGGAAAAAGAAGAUGGUGGCCGUCAGAGAGGCGCACACACUGGCCUCGGCGGUAGACUCUGCAACGCUUCCAGCCUCUUCUAGGGAGACGCGUACCUCCUACUGCCGUCCCAGCCUUUGUGAAGCAGAAGUGGGUGGACGGAGGAAAGUCAAGAGGACUUACAGGCCCCGCUCCAUUCAGAGGUCGUGGUUCGGGCAGUUCCCGUGGUUAGUAAUUGACCCCAAAGAGACCAGGCUCUUCUGCUCGGCUUGCAGAGCAAGACCUAGCCUCCACGACAGAUCAUCCCGGUUAGUCCGAGGCUACACGGGUCCUUUUAAAGUGGAGACUUUAAAGUACCACGGAGUCAGCAAAGCACACAAGCUCUGUGUCAACACUGUGGAAGUCAAGGAAGACGCCCCGCUGGCCGCCCCGGUGCCCGAGAUCUCCAGUGACCUGAUGGCCAACAUGGAGCACUUCUUCAACGCCGCCUACUCCAUCGCCUACCACUCUCGGCCCCUGAACGACUUUGAGAAGAUCCUGCAGCUCCUCCAAAGCACUGGGACCAUGAUUCUGGGCAAGUACCGAAACCGCACCGCCUGCACCCAGUUCAUCAAAUACAUCUCCGAGACCCUGAAGAAGGAGAUCCUGGAGGACGUCCGGAGCUCCCCGUGUGUCAGCGUGCUGCUGGACAGCACCACGGACGCCUCCGAGCAGUCCUGUGUGGGCAUUUACCUCCGCUACUUCAAGGGGCUGGAGGUGAAAGAGUCGUACCUCACUCUGGCCCCGGUCUACAGCGAGACGGCGGAUGGGUACUUUGAAACCAUCGUGUCUGCCCUGGACGAACUGGAUGUCCCCUUCCGGAAGCCGGGCUGGGUGGUGGGCCUGGGAACGGAUGGCUCGGCCCUGCUGAGCUGCAGAGGCGGCCUGGUGGAGAAGUUCCAGGAAGUCAUUCCCCAGCUGCUGCCCGUCCACUGUGUGGCCCACCGGCUCCACCUGGCUGUGGUCGACGCCUGUGGGGGCAUCGACCUGGUCAAGAAGUGUGACCGGCACAUCCGGACUGUCUUCAAGUUUUAUCAGUCCUCGAACAAGAGUCUGAGAGAGCUGCAGGAAGGCGCGGCGCCGCUGGAGCAGGAGAUCCUCCGCCUGAAGGACCUGAAUGCUGUCAGGUGGGUGGCCAGCAGGAGGCGCACACUGGAUGCACUCCUCGUGAGCUGGCCCGCCCUGGCCAGGCACCUCCAGAGGGUGGCAGAAGCGGGUGGCCAGGUCGGGCACAGGGCCAAAGGCCUGCUGAAGCUGAUGAAGAACUUCCAUUUCGUCAAGUUCUGCCACUUCCUUUUGGACUUCCUGAGCAUCUACAGGCCCUUGUCGGAGGUGUGCCAGAAGGAUAUGGUGCUGGUCACGGAGGUGAACGCCACGCUGGGACGGGCCUAUGUGGCCCUGGAGACCCUCCGUCUCCAGGCAGGGCCCAAAGAGGAAGAAUUCAACGCAGGCUUCAGAGAUGGGCGGCUCCACGGCAUCGUCUUGGACAGGACGGAGACAGCAGAAGAGCGGUUCCAGGCAGACAGGGAGAGGGUGAUCCUGACGGGGGUGGGGUACCUCCAGCGGAGGUUUGACGCCCCCCGUCCCGCACCCCUCAAGAGCAUGGAGGUGUUUGACACCCUGGCCUGGCCCCGUGGGACAGAACUUGCCGCUUUUGGGAAUGACGAUAUUCUUGCCCUGGCCCGGUAUUUUGAGCUCUCGCUGCCCCCAGGGUACAGCGAGGAAGCACUCCUGGAGGAGUGGCUGGGCCUGAAAGCCCUGGCCCAGAACCUGCCAUUCUCCAUGCUGUGCAAGAACACCCUGGCCCAGCGCUGCCGCUUCCCCUUGCUGAGCAGGCUCGUGGCGGUGGUGGUCUGUGUGCCCAUCUCCACCUCCUGCUGUGAGCGCGGGUUCAGUGCCUUGAACCGGAUCAGGACCGAUGAGAGGACCAAGCUCUCCAACGAGGUGAUCAACAUGCUCAUGAUGACAGCGGUGAACGGUGUGGCCGUCGCAGACUAUGACCCCCACCCUGCUAUCCAGCACUGGUACCUGACCUCCUCAGGCCGGCGUUUCAGCCACGUCUACACCUGUGCCGGAGUGCCACCCGGCUCCCACACAAGUACGUACACGCGGCAGAGUUCCCGGGCACGGGGAGGCAAAGGAAGAGACACUUCCCAGUCCGCUGCCGGGCUCCAAGCCCAGCGGAGUCUGAGAAGUCAGCCCUCGCAGGAGGCUCGCCCUCAGUGGCGCCCACCCAACCCUUUGCUAGACCAGUGGCUUCUCGAGACAAGCCACGGACCCUCCGGGAGAGUAAGAUCAGCUAGAGGGCCAGACGCCCACACAGCAGGCCGCAGGGCAGAGAGCUAAGAGCAGGAAUUUCCUAAGCAAGUCUGCCCAGGUUCCAAGUCUAGUCCUGCCACUCGCUAACCAGCGUGUGACCUUGGGCAACUUCGUCUCUGUGCUGUGGUUUUUCACCUGUCACAUAAAGUGCUUAGAACAGUGUCUAACAGGGAGCGUCCGUGGCACCCUUUAAAGGUUAAGGCUACUACCGGAAAUAACUAGAAGAUUGGACAAGUGACAGCAGACACACCACAUUCUCGGGGUCUGUGCAGCCUCGCGAGGGAAUAGGUCAGUGCAGUCAGGGGCUGUGAGGGGGGCGCUGCAUGCAGAAGGUGGGGUUCAGGCAGGGGAGGAGUCGGCGAGGAGGGCAGUUACUGAAGGUCCUGCAAGAAAGUCUCCUCUCUUCAAGUAGUCCCCGACCACACAGAAACCAGAGCUCCGCCCAGCUCCUCGGUCUUUCUGAGCAGUGGCAGAGCCCUGGUUUUUCUCCCUUGACGUCCGUCCUAUUGCUUCUGCUCUCACUUCACCCUGGGAUCUGUGGGUGUCAGCCGGACACUGGCCUCAGGGUCGCCAGAGGCUCCGUGGAAGCAGGGUGGCCCUGGCCCUGCAGCCGGGCGGUGGGUGGAGGGGCAGCGGAAGUGGGGAGGAGGGAAGUCCUCGAGCAAGGCCGAGUCCAUGCCCAGCCGGUGGGGGUGAAGGAGAAGAGGAUGCAGCAGGUGUGUCCUCUUGCAGGUUUUUGUCGUAGGACAGUGGGACUAGUUUACCCCUGAAGCAAACGGAGCGCGUGGCCAGGGUUUAUGGGGUAAAGCCCGCCUUCACCGUGGCUUCUCACCUUCAGCACUCAGGACACUGGGGCCAGAUAACUCUGGGUUGUCGGGCCCGUCCUGGCCUGGCCUUCCCCACCACUGCCUACCACGUGUGGCUGUGUGCUGUGGUUUUUCAUCUGUCACGUAAAGCUGUCCCUGUAAGCUCGGGACUCUGCCACCUGUUCCCUGGGAGCAAAAUCAGCCGCAUGCGAUCCCCUGAUCUAGGGUGACAGGUCAGAGUGGGAUGGUCAGGCCUAGAACGGGCAGCCCUGGUCCCAUCUCCCGGCUGUCCCGGCAGGAUUUUCUCGCCCCUUGCCGUGGUGCAACCCGCUGUGGGAAGGGGCUCUUCCAAUCCUUUUUCUCUGUCUGACUUGGCCUUCCCUUUCCUCCUGCUUGCUGGAGAGCCGGGGCCCUGCAAGGAGAAGAUGGGAGUGCUCUCUGUGGAGGAGCCUGGGACCCAGAAGCCGCCCACCCCGUCCUCUGGGGAACCGCCGGAGGUCCCGAGGGGCUGCAUCACGGAACCCGACAGACUGCGGCGUCCCUGGCCCAGCUAGGAGGCCCCGCGCUGGCCUGCCGCAGAGCUCCCGUAGGAGCAGAGCUCCUGGGGAUGUGGCCUCAGAGACCCCUGUGCUGCCCUGGCCCUGGUGCUCAUGGUGACAGGCUCUGGGAUUCUAGGCUGCCCUAGAAUCUUGGUGUGGUGGGGCCUCUUGGUGCCGGGAAGUGGGCCGGGACCAGGUAGUUAGGCCCAUGUCCCAGAGGCUGGGGAACCAGGAGGUUCCCAGCUUGUCCGCCAAGCCCUUCUCUGAGGAGGCGGCAACUUCAUAGCAUUUCCACCUGCGGAAGGGUCUCACUUCAAGCUCAUUUUUUUUUUUUCUUUUUUUUUCCGGUCUUUUUAGGACUGCACCUGUGGCAUAUGGAAGUUCCCAGGCGAGGGGGAGAAUCGGAGCCAUGGCCUACACCACAGCCACAGCAAUGCUGGAUCCUUAACGCACAGAGCAAGGCCAGGGAUCUAACCCAAGUCCUCAGGGAUACUAGUCAGGUUUAUUAGCCACUGAGCCACAACGGGAACUCCCUCAAGCUCAUUUCUAAGGUGCUUCAGGAAAUAGUCCCAUCAUGAAAGACUUUGCUCCCUGUUCUGGUGGUAAGAGGACUUUUCUGAAGUGGGUUGGGGGUGGGAGUCUUUAAGGAGCACCCCAGCCCCUGGAUAGUUGGAGAACAUUCCAGAGACUACCCACAGAAGACAUGUUGGGAGGGGCAGGGGAUGACCAGGGCUAGGGACAGCUAGCCCAGCUCUGGGAUCUGUCACCUAGGCUCCAUGGCAGGGGAUCCACAGCUUCCCAUGGGAGACAUGGAUCAGAAAUCCUCGGCCUCCUCCCAGGGCCUCCUUGAAGAUGAGCAAGCCAAACCCCUUCACAGGAGCACGCCAGAGGGGUGCUCCUGCCUCUCUGACUGGGGGUGGGGGGGUUCCCUGGAGGGUGCCUGGCGCUUACUCCCCUGUAACGUGCUAAACCCGGGUUUUCAGUUUUGGGGUUUUUUUGUUUUGUUUUUUUUUUUAGGGCCACACGUAUGCUAUAUGGAGGUUCCCAGGCUAGGAGUUGAAUUGGAGCUGCAGCAGCAGGCCUACAGCACAGCCACAGCAACGCCAGAUCCUUAACCCACUGAGCAAGGUCAGGGAUUGAGCCCCUGUCCUCAUGGAUGCUAGUAGGAUUCAUUUCCGCUGCGGCACAGCAGGAACUCCUGAGCCCAGGUUUUCUGUGGAGCAGAGUGGACAGGACAAGCUUGCACUUGGAGGACUUGGGAUCUGCUCCCAACUCUGCUGCAGGCAGUGGUUCAACUACGACCACUUCCUUCCUCCUUUCUGUGCCUUGCUUCUCCCCCAUGAGGCAGCAGCAGAGAAUCCAAGUGCCUGAUGGUGCCCAGGCUGCCGCAGGACUGAUGACAGUGCCGCUAGCUCUCUCAGAGACAGCGGGUUGCAGGAUGGAUGUGCCUGUCUUUGGCCCCUGGCCUUGUCCCUUGCCACCAAAGUCCUUAUUAUGGGAAGAGGUGCUCUCAACACACCAUCAGCAUAACGGCCCAGUCCAUUCUUUCUCAGGGAUGCUCUGGGGACCAGCCUGGGAAUCAUUAGGGGUGUCUGUUUGUUUAUGUUCCACUCCUAACCGGCCUGUCAGAUCCCCGGGACUGUUUUCAGCAAGGCCCCAGGAGGGGUUCCCUCAAGCCUAAGAACCCCCCAAGGGCAUAGCAGGGUGGUCUACACUAUUUGGUUCCCAUUGCCCUCUCCCCAUCCCCCAUCUCCCCUUCUACCCGGAAGUAAAGCACUUUUUUCCCCAGGGCAGCUGCUUUGGGGUAGGCUCCUAGGCUGCUCAUCUGGCUAAAGGUGAUGCAGUGUGUGGGUCCUGACUUCCUAACUGCAGGUGGGAAACCAGGGGAGGUUAGAGGGAAGGGCUUCUUUGCCAUUGCCUUUCUCUUGUUUCAGCCAGGCUGGAAGUAGCACUCCGUCCUGGCCUUGCUGCCCAGCUCCAGGUGGGUCCUGCUCUGCGCUGCUAGUCCAAGCAGUCUGGCCCAAGCCCAGCGGUUGGUCCACUUUCCACUCCUAGAAGGUGCCAAGAUGCUGGCACCAAGGGUCUCGCUGUCUAGCAGAACCCUUGGUUUCCAGGGUUUCUGACUCUCCAUUCCCAUAACCCCACCCUUAGCACUUAGCCUUAGCACUAUCACUUUCCUGCUUUCCUCGUCCUUCGAGUCAGAAUUCCGUUUUUGCCUUCUGUGUUUAAACUGUGGCACUGUCUCCUUUUAGCCCUGUGUCCUGGGGGCUGAGGUAUACCACAGCCCUUGAGCUCUGGUGGUGUUUCUAUCCAUUUGGCCAAGAUGGAGCCCAGGCCUCCCUCCCCCAUUCACAUAGGCUUCUGUGGGGAAUUCAGGGAUGUGCCUGAGGCCAGGUGCCUCAGUGUGAAUUGGCCGGAUGGAAGAGAGAAGGACCCUUUAAGGUGGGGGCUAUAGCCUCCACCUUAUCCAUAGGGAUUCAAAUUGAGGCGACUUUACGGCAAGCGGCAAGCGUCAUUCCCUUGCAUCUUCCAUCCUUUAAAAGCCUCAGAGCAGGAGAUGUGUCCCGUAGUCAGCACUGUGUGUGGUGUCACCUAUACAAUUCGCUGUGCAGGUCUAGGCCCGGAGGUGGAAACCAGGUAGGGUCCCUCCCUGGCCCUCUACACCCCUGUUCAGGAAGCCUCCAGUGCCAGCUUGGAAGCCUCCAAAGAACUUGGUCUCCUUGGGGGCGACUGAAAAUGCUAUUUAUCAUGGGGAUGUGCACUGCCCAGCUUCUCGAGGGGCACAGGCGUGCUCUGGCUCCCCACUGUCAGCUAAUGACACAGAGGACAACUGUUGAUUUGGGGCAGGACCCCAGGGCUGAAGCGUGGGGAGCUCCCUUGCCCAGCUGGCCUCUUUGUUUUAAGAGACUUGCUGCAUUCGAACCCCAGGGCCUGGAGACCCCCUUGUUGGAGAGCCUUCUGGUUUUUUGCCUCACCGUAAAUCAAGCCGAAGGGCAUUGGGAAGGGAAGAAGCAAGCACUGGGUCUUUGGCCAGAGCCCUAGCCCUGCCUCCACACUCCUCUACCUUGAUUUCCAGAGGUGGAUGGCCACCGGGCUCGACAUUCUGAAUGACCAGCAUCAGAACUGACAGUUGAGUUCAACAGCCAUAGAGGCCAGGCCCUGUCCUGGCCAGACAUGCUGCAGUGUGAUCUACUCCAGAACGUUCGCAUCCUCCGAAGCCCAGGUUGAGUUCCUAGGGCGCUAAAUAUUUAGCAGGACCGUUCCCUCCUCCAGGUGUCUGUCAGCCAAGGUCACCCCAGGUGAUUGGCCUAAGAAUGUCCCCUCUGCUUUAAAAAAUAAGGUUUAAAACAUAAUGUUUGAUUCUCAGCCUUUUGCUAUAUGAAUAAAGCAGAGUUGAUUUCGACACAUGCCUCAGUGCUGUAAAUCCUCUAAGCCAGAACCAGGAAACUGGAGGAGGCGAUCAAAGCUAAUUACAUACCCAGCGCUUAGGAAAGCUCACCCAGGCACCUGAGCGCCGCGGGUAGUGCGCAUGCGCGGGCCGGGCUGGCGUCCUGCUGCGCAUGCGCGGCACCCACAGCUGGGCCCCUGCCGGAACGCACCGGAGCAUCUGCAUCUCUGACCCGCGUCCCCGCUUGGACAUCCCGCGGCCGGCCAUGACGGCGCACUCCUUCGCCCUCCCGGUCAUCAUCUUCACCACGUUCUGGGGUCUUAUCGGCAUCGCGGGGCCCUGGUUCGUGCCGAAAGGACCCAACCGCGGAGUGAUCAUCACCAUGCUGGUGGCCACUGCUGUCUGCUGCUACCUCUUCUGGCUCAUCACCAUCCUGGCUCAGCUGAACCCCCUGUUCGGGCCCCAGCUGAGGAAUGAGACCAUCUGGUACGUGCGCUUCCUGUGGGAGUGACUGCUGCCACCUCCUCGGCCCCAGGUGCCCUGGCUCUCUGGAUGACCUUGGCUCCACUGUUCUCCAUGACCCUUUAUCACCCCCAUGGCUGUGUCUGGUCCCUCUGUGCUCUCUCCCCCAAGGCCCAUCUGUUUCUGGAAAGUACCACCUUCCCUGGCCAGUCUGGGCCUCGGGAAGCCCCGAGCUCAGAGCCAGGCUGGAGCAGCUGUCCAGCCCUCAAGUCCCCACUGCCCCCUCCCAAGUAGGUCCUGGCCAAGAGCUGACGAGGGCGUGGUCAGCCUUUUACAAAUGGGGCAGCCCUAGGAAGGCCUGCAUCCUGUGGGGUAGGGGCGUCCAGCCCGGGGUGCUCCGAGCCUGGGGUGGGCCAGGGCCAGGCGGAAGCCCUGGCUGAGGAGUCAGGGGACCAGUUAUCGUCAGCCCUGCCCCCGUCCUGCUGCGUGACCCCCGAGCAUCAGCCUGUGUGGGCCUUCUCCCCUGUGAGGUGGAUGGGCAAAGGCCUUUCUUGGAGUUCUCCUUUAAUUUUCUGACACAUUUAGAUGUGAAAUUUCUGAAAAUGUUGAAGUAAUGGAAAACCAUUCACACACAAAAGCGACGUAAUAAUUUGGAUCAAGAUUGAAACCCUGGAGUUCCCGCUAUGGCGCAAGGGGCUCGACAGCAUCUUGGGAGCACUGGGACACAGGUUCGAUCCCUGGCUCGGCACAGAGGGUUAAGGAUCUGGUGUUGCCGCAGCUGCGUCUUGGGUCUCAAUUGUGGCUGAGAUCUAAUCCCUGGCCCAGGAACUGGGGGGCAGUCGAAAAAAAAAAAAAAGGUGGAAACCUAUAUGUUUAGCCUUCCUUAGAGUCUCAAAGUCACUCAAACUGACUUGCUCAGCAAGUGCUGUCUCCGUAGAAUACCCUGUCCCCCCAACCAGGGCCUCCCUCUGUGGGUAAAUCCCGUCCCUUCCCAAGGCUCAGUCUGAGCACCAGGGGAGCAGAAGAAACAGCAGCUCCUGCCCCAGCCUAGAUUCUCCUACAUUCAGCUGCCUCGGGGGCAGAUUUGAGGGCCCCUCAGGACGGAGGUCACCUGGGGCAUAGGAGGGUGAAGAGGGACAGGUGUAGGCCAGGUGUGGGUGGCGCUGUGGUGAGGUGUAGGCAAGGUGAGGCCAGUGCCAGACCUAUGCCGGGGGUGCUGUGGGGGGUGGGGGGCACCUGGCCUGUCGAGGGCUGGGGCCCCCAGGUGGUGCCCUCACUUCUCAGGGGAGCUGGGGCUGAGACCUCAGAUACUUGGCCGUAGUCCCAGAGCUAGUUGGAGUCCCCUGACUUGGCUAUGCCACGUUGCCUCCCUGGGGAAAGAAGCCAGUCUCUCGUAUUUAUUGGCUGUUUAUUGGAUUGGCGCUCUGUUCAGUGGGCAGUGUUUCUGGAGUGGUGGAGAACGUGCAUAUGUCUCAUCUGUGUUUCUUGGCUCUGGGCUUGGCUUGUUGCUCAGACUGGGCCCUCCUUUUGACAGCCCACCUGCCCCCUUUCAAACUCCCUUCCUGUGCUGACCUCUGUGGCCCUCCUGGAGUGGGGGUUGUGGGGUCUAGAUUGUGCUGGAAACCUGACCUGUGUCUAGUGACUUGUGGCUGGUGGGGAAAUUACUGUUUGGUGGCUGCAUCCUGGCUGAGGCUAGAUUUGCUGGCUGCCGCCCCCGGCCCACCCAAUCCCCCUUUCCUUGGAGGGUGGAUGUGGGGACAGGAACAGGGACUGACAGCUGCUUGGAGCUGCAGCUCUGGGACGUGGACACGGAGAACUCCAUUUUUCUGAGCCUGGAGGAGACAGCGGCUUCCCGGAUUCUGCCCAGAACCAGGCCUGGCAGGAGGAGGACAGAGGAAAUUUGCCCAUCAUUUAUCUGUGCCCCGGGUGACAGAGUGCAUGGCCUCUGGGGGUCUGCAAUAAAGCAGGUCCCCAACA